Andrographis paniculata is the source of this 1877-nucleotide messenger RNA. RefSeq lists its product as uncharacterized. Gene Ontology annotation, cellular component: membrane. Gene Ontology annotation, biological process: transmembrane transport. Bases 132 to 1691 code for a protein of 519 amino acids. The record is from RefSeq and is a predicted model, not a curated record. Gene Ontology annotation, molecular function: transmembrane transporter activity. NCBI's taxonomy places the organism in Eukaryota, Viridiplantae, Streptophyta, Magnoliopsida, Lamiales, Acanthaceae. The transcript is spliced from 7 exons.
UCUUCAAUCACUCGUUAAACCAAAUCAUGGAAGUUUCUCUGCGCCUCUCGGUCUCCGCUGCGUCGUCGUCUCUCCGUCGCUUUCAAGCAUUGGACACUGUUGCGGCGCUCGGAAUUUGAGGAUUUGUACGUAUGCUACCGAACAAUCUUUUGAUCCACUAUAUUGGUUGGUUUGCGCGUUUGACUUGUAAGCGUGGCCGAAUGAGCGAGUUUCAGUCUUCGUCGUCGUCUUCGUCUUCCUAUGACUCUGCCGACGGACCUGCACAGACGAAUGCUGUGGGGAGUAAUUCAUCUUCUCAGGGAAUUUCUCCAGCAGUGUCCCGCCAUUGGCAUGAUGUGUUCUGGUUGAUGAUAUUUAUGGUGCAUCUGGUUGUGGUAGGCUUUGUCCUUGCGGUUUUGGGGCUAAAUAGGUUUAUGCAGCCUGAUAGGCUGAUUGGCAAGUUCACAAUGGGGUUUCUUCAGAAUAAGAAUGGUUUAACAGAAGACUACUGGCCAAUGUAUGCUGUAGCUGGUGGAAUUGGGGCUGUUCUGGGGUGGAGUUGGUUGUUGUUGCUUGGUUCUGGUGCAAAUCAAAUGAUGAAGUUCUCGGUGCAUCUUUUGACCACGUAUCUUGCUGUCAUCAGUGUGCUGUGUUUUUGGCUCGAUCAGUUUUUCUGGGGUGUUGCAUUUGCUAUUGGCGCUGCAUUGCAGUUCUUGUAUGUUAUAGCUGUCAUCGAUAGGCUUCCAUUUACCAUGCUGGUACUACAGAGAGCAGUUAGGUUGGCAUGGAACCUUCCUGAGGUCACUAGAAUAGCUUGCAUUUUUAUGCUAGUAAUGCUUUUAUGGCUAGCAUUGUGGUCCUUCGGUGCAGCUGGGGUUGUGGCUUUAGAAAUUGGUGGUACCGGUCGCUGGUGGCUUCUUGUGGUUCUCUCUGUCAGUCUAUUCUGGACAGGGGCUGUUCUCUGUAAUGUAGUCCAUGUCGUAGUUUCAGGUAUGGUUUUUCUCGUUCUUAUUCAUGGUGGUCGAGAUGCAACAUCAAUGCCUCCCACACCAGUGAUGAGUUCCUUGCGAUAUGCCGUCACUACUUCUUUUGGCAGCAUAUGCUAUGGAUCACUCUUUACAGCCGCUAUCCGUACAUUACGGUGGGAGAUAAGGGGAUUGAGAUCGAAAAUUGGCAGUAACGAGUGCCUGCUUUGCUGUGUUGAUUUUCUAUUUCACAUGGUUGAGUUCUUGGUCCGCUGGUUCAAUAAAUACGCUUAUGCUCGGAUUGCUGUUUAUGGAAAGAGCUUCAAUCACUCAGCAAAAGAUGCGUGGGAGCUCUUCCAAUCAACAGGCGUCGAAUCUCUCAUAGCAUACGACUGUUCUGGUGCAGUCUUAUUCAUGGGAACAGUCUUGGGCGGACUCAUAUCCGGAACAUGCGCUGCAAUCUGGACUAGAAUCAAGCACCCGGACCGAAUGGUAAUGGUGGGAUCUACUGCCAUGUUGAUGGGGAUGAUCUUGGUUGGGCUGGCAAUGGUAGUCGUGGAAAGUGCAGUGACAUCUAUUUACAUAUGUUAUGCAGAAGACCCCUCGCUAAUCGACAGGUGGGAUGCCGCGUUCUUUGUGCAGCUGUCUGAAAAAUUACACCAACGGCUACAACAUCGAAGCGCCCGGGCUCGGGAAGUCUUGAACCAUAGAGUGGAAGAGCAAAUACAAGGAGCUGCUCUUGCAUAGUUUUGAUAGAUCUUGCCUUAAGGUAAGUUUCUCUGUUAUUUUUUUUUUAAAAUUGCAAUUGUAUAAUUUGUUUCAGCUUUCUAAAUGUGAUUUCAUAGUGUUAUAUCUUCUGGGGGGCUAAAAAAAAAACGAAUAUAAAAAAAAAAAGUGCUUUGCAAAUAUAAUGAAUGAUUAGAAUGUUAUUAC